Molecule: messenger RNA, 2280 nt
Organism: Armigeres subalbatus
Lineage: Eukaryota; Metazoa; Arthropoda; Insecta; Diptera; Culicidae
Product: basement membrane-specific heparan sulfate proteoglycan core protein-like
Exons: 10
Coding region: 1-1917 (638 amino acids)
Cellular component (GO): neuron projection
Source: RefSeq, a predicted model, not a curated record
AUGAAAAUAAGUCAGCUGAUUGAUGGAACGAAAGCUGUAGUUACGCUUCACCCGGUGCUGAACAUCAGCAACUGCGUAGCAGCAUCAGCAGCUAUUAGGAUGCCAGAAGCACAACUACUGGAGCGGUUGAGUCCGCAAGGGAUUUGCAAGGCUAUGCUCAUCGGAAAAGGGGAUCAACAGGGUCGGAAUUGGGUGAAACGGUACAACAUCCACGGCAACUCAGUUCAACCGGUAGACUCACCUCCAAUGGGAACUCACUAUUUCACCGAGAUACUCGAGACCAUUCCAACCGGCCGUGGAGGGCCUCCUGUGGACCAACAAGUAAACAGCGAACCGGCGACCCUGCUCGCUGUUCUCGAAGCACUCCAUCGAAGGCCACUCGUGGUGGCUGCCUACAACGACGCAAGAAGCUCAGACUCCCGGAACGAGCAGGAGCCAAAACCGAGCUUUGCCAGCCCCAUAGAAAAUGUGACAGUUCCUAUCGGUAGAGAAGCUACGUUAAGUUGUGUUGUACAAAAUUUAGGUGCCUAUAAGGUUGGAUGGAUGCGUGCUUCCGAUCAGACCGUGCUGGCCCUGCAGGGUCGCGUCGUAACACACAAUUCACGCUACAGCGUGACCCAGGAGGAGUCGAACGUGUGGCGGCUGAAGAUCCGAAACGUGCGGGAAUCAGACCGCGGUUGCUACAUGUGUCAAAUCAACGCAACGCCACUGCAGAAGCAAGUGGGCUGCGUCGACGUGCAGCUGCCGCCGGAUAUUUCGGACGAGCAGUCCUCGUCGGAUAUGACGGUUCGCGAGGGAGGCAACGUGACAUUCUUCUGCAAAGCGACCGGUCAUCCGACCCCGAAGGUGACUUGGAGGCGCGACGAUGGCAGUCCGCUAUAUCAGCAGCGGAACGGUACCGAGCUGCGACGAGUUGAUACCCAUAUCGGCAAUUUUCUAAAUUUAUCAACCGUAGAUAGGAGACAGAUGGGCGCCUACCUGUGCAUCGCGUCGAACGAGGUCCCGCCGGCCGUCAGCAAGCGAGUCUAUCUCAACGUGAACUUCGCCCCGAACGUCACCACGGGCAAAACCCUGCUCGGCGUCUACGAGGACUCGGACAUCGAGCUGGAGUGCGCGGUCGAGUCGUUUCCCCGAUCGGUCAACUAUUGGACCAAGGUUUCCAGCGGCGGCGGCGGCGGUAGUGCUGGCAGCAAAAGUGGUUCCGAUCACCGGCAGGAAAUCAUGCUGACCAACGAGCACAUGGAAAUCCGUGAACAGUACACCAACCUGUACUCGGGCCGGGCCACUCUCCGGAUCCAGCGCUUCAGCACCGCCGACGCCGGCAGUUACAUGUGCAUAUCAUCGAACGCCUUCGGCAAGGCAAACAAAACCAUUAGAGUUUAUGAAAUCAAACGGCCAACAACCACCACCACCACGACCACAACGACGACAACAACCACGACCACGACGCCGGAGCCACCCACGACGAUGCCACCGGAGCGGAGGACCACUCUUAUGGGACACAAAGCACCGGACGUGGUGCAGCACCCCCCGACCGACUUCAUCGUCGAGUACAUCACCAACCCGCCGGUGUACGUCGAGUAUGGACCCAAUGGGGAGCCGUACUUCAACCACUACCCGCAGCUGACGGCGUACUCCAAGUCUUCCCCGGCGAACCACGGGGGUCACGGUGGGACGGGCGGCGCUGGUGGCGGGGCCGCCGGCGACGAUUCGUCCUCCUGCAGCUCGCUGCUGGUGUCCUCCGGCGAGGAACGCCUCAUGACCAUUCUGGUUAUGACGGCUCUGUCGUGUUUGUCGUUUUUUCGUUUCUUUCAAAUCUAUCUUCCCUGGAUAACGUUUUUUCUGCUGCUCCUGCUGAUCGGCCGGAAGCCCAAGGAGAAAAGUUUCCACCUGAUCGAACGGCAUGGGGCGGUGUGAGCGCUGGGGUAAUUGAGGGUGAAUGUUAAGUUGUUUUCUUCUGUUCUAUUUUUGGGUUCCCAUUUCUAAGUUAGUAAGUUCGUAGGAUCAUAUUUUAUUAAGAUUGAGAGAAGAUAAAUGCUAGGCGAUAAUGAAAUGGCAGCAGAUUGAAAAUGAUGAUAUGUCUUCUGGGGAGACAGAAGACAACGUUAAAUAAAUAAAUGAAAUAUUUCUAGUAAAACUGUAUAUAAGCGGAAUCAGAAUCAAGGUGUCGUAUGAGUCUGAAUCCCUAUUGUGAGAGUAAAAAAAUGUGAAUUAAAUAAUAGGAAACAGUUACAAGAACAAAUGAGACAAGUACGUUUAAUAAAUGAUGUAUAUUAUAAC